AUGCCAGCUGCCUACAUGGAUUCAGUGUCAGCUGAACCUGAUUUGCUGGACGAUUCAGCCGAGUCGUGUGACCCGCCGCUCGGCCCCACACCAGGCCCUUCCCCGCCCAACCUAAACACAUUAAAUAGUGGCAAAGCCAGCCGGUUAGAGUUCCCUGAAAAAAGCAUGAAUUGA
This is a messenger RNA of Puccinia triticina, 174 nucleotides long. RefSeq lists its product as uncharacterized. The transcript is spliced from 2 exons. Lineage: Eukaryota; Fungi; Basidiomycota; Pucciniomycetes; Pucciniales; Pucciniaceae. The coding region runs from base 1 to 174 and encodes 57 amino acids. The record is from RefSeq and is a predicted model, not a curated record.